AUGGUUCUGCCUUCAUCUAACGCAGCAACGACUAAUGGAGGUCAUGAUGCUGUCGAAAACCCUUCAGGACCUCAUGUCCCGUUCUCGACGCAGCCUUCUUCCAUGAACACCGCCACUGCAACCUCUGGCAACCCAGCCACAGACACCUUGCAGACAAUUGAGGAACAAGAUUUCAUCCGAGCUGUCCAACUAUCUCUUCAGGAUCAGGCCCAAGUAAAGCACGAACCAGACACUCAACCCCAAAUCCAGAAAGGGUUCUCUCACUGUCAGCCAUCUUUGCCGUCGUCGUCGUCAUCGUCGUCGUGGUGUGAGCCAUCAGUUCCUCUGGUCUUGAGUUUGAACAAUGAGUUCACCCCCCUGAACGACCAGAUGGGCGACACUGCCAUCUAUUUUGGCUUUCCCCCACAGAUGCCGGAGCAAAAUGACAAGGACUAUCAGUAUAUCAAACAACAUUUUGAUCGUGUCCAUGUUGUCCAAAGCACAAAUCUUAGGCUCAUGGGGCAAGAGUCCAGGUUUGCCAAAGAGCUUUCGAAUCCAACAAAGUUAUAUCGUGCCGAAAGAAAGCUGAGGAAGCUGGGUGUCUUAAGCAGAGCGGAGGCUGCGCAUGGAGGCAAGUUCAAGUACUACAUCGAUCUCCGCCCGCCGCAUGAAGAUGAAGAAGCCGUCAUUCUCAUCACUGACCAGACCUGUACACGCGGUGUGCUUACAUGGUAUCUGGCAAUGAACAAGUAUGGUCUGUCUCCUCUCGCCGUACUGGGCCACGACGAAUUCGGCGUACAGCCUCACAUCGAGGAGAUGCUCAAGCCGGUGGCACCGCAGGAGCCUGAAAAUUCAACCUCGACCUCUGCCAACACGACAAAGCCGAGAUCAAAGAGUGAGUCUUCGAGCGAAAAGCCAGCGCCUCCAGCACCAAAACAACAGAUUUCCCCAGAAUACUCGCCGCUGCGGCACUGGUCCGCCCUCGAACGAGUGCUCCAGGCCAUUCAAGGGAACGAUCCGAAGCUGGACUCUGCCCCCAAAGUCUGGACUUUUUUCGCCGUCGCUCGAUAUUUUGGCUGCGCUACUCACGAGCGUAUCUCAGGAUGGAUCAUGACUUGGCUUUACGCGGGUAAUAAUAGCAACUUCAUCCAAAACAACCCGGAAGUGGCAUAUCGUAUAGGUCUGGGCAUUAAAUCACCGGACCUCAUCAAAGACUCAUUCUCCAUCCUCGUGGGCGAGAGGGCACUUGUUGAGGUCUGCGGCGAGUUCAACCCCGAGAUUUUGACCCGCCGCCGUCAAAGCGUACACGGCCGAAAACUCGAGCUUCUCGACGAUGAUGAACGCAAUCGAAUUGAUCACGCUGCUUCGUCGUUCGUCAAGCGAAUUCGCGAGAUCGUCUGCAGUAUGUGUCAAGACAUGGACUUUCUGCACGAUAACGCAGCUUAUGCGAUCCUUGAAAAUGCCGUCGGAAAAACCCAGAAAGCAAUGGAGGUGCUGAAGUCGACCAAGACCACUGUGAGGGAGUACAUCAGUUCUAGAAUCUAUUACGUUCUAUGCCAGGAUCAAGGAAACCUCAGGGAUCUGGAGCCGGACCCCAAGUCCACUCUUUCGUUUCGGUCGGCUUCUGGUGAAGACUACAGCACCGUCUAUCGGACUCUCAAUCAACAGAUGAGGCACUUCACCAAGACAUUCUGGAUAGCGUUGCAGUAUACGCAGUUUGACGAGGGCACCCACAGCACGUCCAACGACGGCACGAUUGGCUGGAAAAUGGAGACGAAGUACCACAAGCAUCUUCAGGAGCUCCAUCACGAUCACUCUUUCAAUGGAGUUGCUCGAGUGGCACGGUCCACCUUCGAGCGCAAGAUCAAUCUCAUCAACCAGAUGUUUCACUAUGGAGAGGUCGUCGAGGGAAAGCGAUCUCCUAAGCGUCGCAAGACCAACGAAGCAGCCGAUGCCGACCACGCUUUCCGCGAUACAGAUAAUGCAAGACUGUCCCCCAAUGUCUCAAUGCACGCGACUCCUUCAUGGAGGUGUGCUCCGCCCGGGCCAGCACCGGGCACCGAGCCACCUGUCUUUCCAUUGAGACCCAAUCCAAUGAGGACAGGAGGCGCACUGCAAGACAUGAACAAUAUCCCAGCCUACGGCUCCUAUGGGAAGCGGAAAGAGAUUCCUAUACGUCCAAAGGAAACAGUACCAGCAACGCUUCAGGCCGACUCACCUCCGAUAGCUCCAGUAGGAGCAGCAGACACGUCUUCCUCUUCGGCUUCAGACACAUUCUUCAACCCAUAUACCGGCAGGCAUGAAGAAAUGAAUCCCACCUACGAGGAUGAGUUGGCUCCUCGAACCCCCAAUCGCAUCAAACAAGCCUUUUCCAACACCAAUACUGACCAUGAAGCAUCCAGGCCGUUGCCCCCCAGCUUCCGUUACCCUAUCGAUCCUGCGGCAUUGCUCACCAAUGUCAGCACGGCCAUCGAAACAAUCUGUUCAAGGAUCCUCUUCCCACCUCACCUCUUCCACCAGACCGGUCUACUUCCCACGGACCUUUAUGACAACCUUCUGUGUCUCACAGACAACGAAUUCCGCUAUCUGCCACUCUGGGUACCUGGUGGCAACGACGACGGCACGGGAGGGGUGUAUGAAGGAGUGCCCGUCCCGAAUCUCGAUCCGAUACAGACAGGGGUUGAAAGCUUUGGCCCGGGACGGAUCAAACGGGGGUUCGAUCAAGCGGAGACUGCUGGCAGUGACUUCGACGAGAUCAGCAGUUCCCAGGCGAUCAGCACCGUAGGCAAGGCUAGUAAGCUUGCGACGGAUGGGACCCGGACGGUGAAGAGUGUGUCGAGUGCCAGCACCACGACGGUCAAACGAGAGACUGCGUGCGCAGACCUCUUGGAUAACCCUGCCGUUAUAGACCACAAUGUCGUCCACGUGGACCAAGUUCCUUCCGGAACGGACGAAGAGGGGGAUACGGACAUGCUGGAUGACGAGGACCUCGACGACGAGGACGAGGACGCUACUGCUAUUGCUGAUGGUGAUGAAGACGAGUUCGGGGGAGGGGGUUCCGAUAGCGACGGAUUCAACUGGGACGACGAGCCGGCGGGGGCAUCGCCAACAGACUCGAAGGUCUUCGAAGGGAGCGUCAACCAGGACGGAGCUGACCAUCAAUCCGACCAAGGUCAAGCGCAUUGUUAUACCCAGACCAGCACCCACGAAGCCCACCAGGAGGACAUCGAGACCAUUCCACACGACGCCGGGACCGAUACGGCCACUAGGGACAGUGGAAAAGGCAAAGCCAAAGCCCAGAACUUCCCGCACGGGUUCGUCCUCCCUGAUCUCCCACGGGGAGCCCACGACGACCCGGCCACCGAGACGGAGCAGCAGCAGACUCGCCCUCUCCCCCAGCGUCCCCAUCCCCAUCGCAUUGACACCUCGAGCUCGAGCUCCAGCUCGGUCGUUUUGAUCGACGCGGACGAUGAUUUCGAAUUUAUCUGA
Molecule: messenger RNA, 3468 nt
Organism: Fonsecaea erecta
Lineage: Eukaryota; Fungi; Ascomycota; Eurotiomycetes; Chaetothyriales; Herpotrichiellaceae
Exons: 1
Coding region: 1-3468 (1155 amino acids)
Source: RefSeq, a predicted model, not a curated record